Messenger RNA from Protopolystoma xenopodis, 588 nucleotides. NCBI's taxonomy places the organism in Eukaryota, Metazoa, Platyhelminthes, Monogenea, Polystomatidea, Polystomatidae. The record is from the annotation of a GenBank genome assembly.
UUACGUUACUCCAUUUGGACCUCUUGGCUUACUCGUGGUAGCCGACACCAGUUGGGAUCGCGCACCGGUCACCUCUUUCCUAACGAUAAAGUGAUCACUCGGCUACGUAUUUCACGCGCCCGCAUCGCUCAUCAAUUGGGCUCUCGCGAUGCGCUUGCUUGUGUUUGGCAUUCCGGCUACUCACGAGCCCCUCGGUCUCCAAGAUACCUCGCAGAUUAUGUACUUGAGCCUAUGCGUGCUCAGCUUUACCCAAUCGGACAGGCUGACAAAAAGUACUUUGACGCAAGCGAGUUUGAAUCAGCACAGCGACUCAACUUUGUUCUCACUCAACAUUUAGUCGUGGCUCAGAUUCCUUGGGACGGCAGUGCGCAGCACAUCACCUCGUAUAACUACAAUUCUGGUCUUGAACACGCUGCUUCGCGUUUAUUACCUGGACAGGUGGCCAAGCACUACGAGGUGCUUCUCAGCGAAUUCAAUACGCUUUUAAAAUCAAUUAUUUUUGUUUUUGUGACGUCUAUUGUCUUUGCUGCACUUACCAACGAUCAAUGCAUAGAUGAAUCAUCCCCUAAGCCUAUUAAAGAAUUCUAA